AUGUCAUUCUUUCGACCAACUCAUAUAUACACUCAUUUACGCCACAAUAUCCCUUCAUUACAAUGGCAGCAAGCCGAUUCUUCUACAAAAGGUGAUCCGCGAAAGAGCGUCAAAUGGAUCGAUGGUCUGCGUGGAAUAGCUUCUUUCCUCGUAGUCCUCACCCAUCUCGCCCGAGCAUGGGACUACGAUCUUUUCUCACCCCGAGAUACCGAAGACGCCACGCCCCGAAUCUUACAAUGGCCCAUUCUACGAAUCCCCUGGCAAGGCAGGAUAGGCGUGACCAUAUUCGCUUUCUUAACAGGAUACGUUUGCGCCUUAAAACCAAUUAAACAAUCCCGUGCAGGCGAUACAUACGGCGCCUUCACCACCAUCGCAAAAAGCGCUUUCCGUCGACCACCGCGUCUUAUCUUCCCAGCUACUAUUGCAUUGAUCAUCUCAUGGGUUGUUGCGCAGUUUGGUGGAUUUAUUGUCGCUAAUCGGUCGGAUUGCUGGUGGUGUCGAUAUGCGGCACCGGAAGUGGAGAAUUCCUUGUGGAAGGAGAUUAUUCGGCUGGGAAUGAAUUUCUUGUCGACGUGGACUACGGGCUAUAUGGCAUACGAUGAUCAUCAGUGGGCGCUUUUGCCGUUGCUUUUGGCCUCCAUGCUGGUUUACCUUUUGCUUGUUGCGACUAUGUUUAUGAGAUUUCGAUUUCGGGUUUUGGUUUAUAUUGGGAUGAUUCUAUAUUUUCAUCAGGAUGCGGCGAAAGAUACUGAAACAUUUCAAAUACAGGCCGUAUACGGCAUGUUUCUCAGUGAUCUCUCCUAUAACGCCACCCUCAAAUCUUGGAUCGAAAACCACCGUUAUCUCCGGAAAGCCAUCACAUUCCCACUCGCAGUAGCAGGACUACUGAUAGCCUCUUACCCAGGCGAGCACCCCGAAUGGGCAACAUGGUCAAAUGCCAUGUUCGAAGCAGCCAACUACAUUUUCCCACCGAAUGUUAACAUCGGAAAACGAUACACAGCCCUGGGAAUCGAUAUGAUCAUCUUCGCCAUAUACCUCUCACCCUCAACAAAGAACUUCUUAGCAAACCGCCUACUUCUCUGGUUAGGAAAACAGAGUUUCGCAGUCUACCUUAUCCACGGCACUAUGCUUCGCGUUGUGCUUUGUUGGAUGCUUUAUGGAAUUAGCGGACAACCAUGGAACGGCGAUGAAGCAGGCACAGACGAUGAUAGAGACGACUGGUUACCCUUGAGACCACCGUGGGUUGUUGGUGUUAGUAUUCCAGUGUGGAUUGGUCUUGUGUAUACUUUCGCGGCAGCUUGGACGGCAUAUGUGGAUCCAUUUUGUGCGAGGAUGGCGGCCAAGUUGGAGAAGGCUGUUUUUGUGGAGGAUGAGAAGGCGAGUUUACCUUUGCCUACUGCUUCUAUUCCAAUGCAGACAGCUUAG
Molecule: messenger RNA, 1425 nt
Organism: Penicillium malachiteum
Lineage: Eukaryota; Fungi; Ascomycota; Eurotiomycetes; Eurotiales; Aspergillaceae
Product: acyltransferase family protein
Exons: 3
Coding region: 1-1425 (474 amino acids)
Biological process (GO): polysaccharide biosynthetic process
Cellular component (GO): membrane
Molecular function (GO): acyltransferase activity, transferring groups other than amino-acyl groups
Source: RefSeq, a predicted model, not a curated record